Daldinia loculata is the source of this 1280-nucleotide messenger RNA. RefSeq lists its product as uncharacterized. The record is from RefSeq and is a predicted model, not a curated record. The transcript has 3 exons. Lineage: Eukaryota; Fungi; Ascomycota; Sordariomycetes; Xylariales; Hypoxylaceae. The coding region runs from base 184 to 1194 and encodes 336 amino acids.
ACCACCGACCCCCGGCCGCAUAGAUCGGGAAAGAAAAAAAAAGAGACUUCGCCGGAUUGAACUGUACCACGUUAAGGAUUGCGAUUGAAAUUUUAAGACUUUGCGCUUCAACUCUGUAGUGCAGUGCAGUGCAGUGCAGCAACCCCCCUCCCCCCUGAAAAUUUCCCAAAGCUAUACCCCGCGAUGGCUUCUAAAACAACCUACAUCCCGCGGUACCUGCUCCCCCAAUACGGCGCGCUAUGGCGCACCGCAGCCUUCGCGAGAGCUCCCCUCAACGCCGAGCUGGGCCAGGUGCUAGUGCGCUAUACCUCCAAGACCGCAACGAGGGCAUCCUCGACCAAAGCCAGCCACAAGUCGCCCGCCGCCAAAGCCGCCAAGCACUCCGCGCCGACGAAGCCCCUGCCCAAGACCGCGGCUACCAAGGCUGCUCCUGUAACUAAAGAAGAAGUCCCUCCGCAAACACCGAUCCUAAAGACUGCGACUUCGUCUACUGCACCCAAGUCUGCAUAUCCGUCUAAGCCUGCUUCGGAAACCCAGGCAUCCGCAGUGAAGCCAGGUGCGCCCCCUAAGCCCGACCCUUCAAAGCCCAUCGUGCUCGAAAAGCCCGAGCGAUUCAACCCCCCAUCCCAUGGCGCACGCCUACCGAGAUCGACCCCAAAGCACUACGGAGGUCCCACGACAGACGCCGAGCUCCAAGCCCAGUCCGCAAAAGCGUACCCAGGCCUACCGCCUCCGGAGAACACAUGGACGCACUGGUUCAUCCACAGUCGAGGGAUUCACUUAUUUAUUACCUUAGGCACCCUCACCUCCCUAGCAAUCUACACCUUCAUCGCCAACUUCAACGCCAAAUCCCCCUUCGCAGACCUGAUCCCGCCCAUCUCCGAGUUCCCCCGGCACCCCUUCCAGUACAUCGGCGUCGUCAUCGACGUCAUGCGCAUGCACGAGGAACACCAGUCCGCCCUGACGGCCGAGAAGCGCCGCCGCAAAGUCGAUGACGUCGCUAAGAGGAACGAGUACCGCAAGGCGCAUGGCAUAGAGCCCGCUCGGGGAUUCUGGGCUAGCAGCAGCAAGCCUGCUGAGCCGGAGACUACCGAACCGGUCCCGAUCGUCGAGUCUGCUGCGCCCGAGCCUAACCUAGCUGCGGCUGAGUUCACUCCGGAUGGCAAGCGCAAGAAGUUCCUCGGGAUAUUUUAAGCAAGGGGACGAAUGGAAGUACGAAGGAGCGUGGAGAAAGAUAGUAGCCGUUACUUAUUAGGCGUAUGGCCAGCAUGGGUUCCAUC